AUGGAUAUUCAAAGCUUAGUUGGAUUCACUUUCACAUCGGAAAAAGCAAAGAUACAAACAGAACUUCUGGGUUUGAGAGCCCAGUGUAUUGAAGUGGAAUUACAACAUUCAAUAACAACCCAAGUUUCCAUGGGCAACCAUAAUAUUAAUUUAAUCUUAAAGAAAAAAGAAUUCGGAGUGGAUACGUUUUCCCUUCACAUGUCAGUCGACUAUUCCUAUUCCCAUCUGUGAGUUAUUCCGAAGUUUGGAGUGAGACAAUUGAUUGAACAUGUUUGUGAAAUAUUUCACCAUCAGAAGAUUGAGUUUUCCCAGCGUGGUUUAUCUCUAGAUGAUCCACUGAAUACAUUUGAGAUGUUCGAUGGAAUUAACUUUGGAAAGUUUACCACACGUAUCUUUCAGAAUCUCAAGGGUUCUUAUUAUCAAAAAGGUCUGAAAACGUUUUCUCUCCAAUCUGAUUCAGUUGACCUGAUCGCCAACCCAUUUGACGAUCCGAUACAAAUGAAUGCAGUUUUAUGCCAAAACCUACACGAAACUUCGUUGAAAUGGUUUUUUAAAGCACAACCUGAAGACUUAUUGAUAUCCAAUUCUCGUUAUCUGUCGAUAAGCGAAGACAUGAAUUCAAAGAAGGUCAACCUAUUUUUGAAACAUUGGAUUCACGGAUCCAACAAGAGAAUGGAAUAUUUUGAUGUGUGUUUCCGAGUUGUUAGGUUUAAUGAUGAUGUUCUCAAAGUUCUCUUCAAGAACCUGGAUUACUGUAUUGCACCUGUGGAAAGAGAAUUAUUGGUUCAACCACCUGGAGAAAAGGAACAAAUUGUCAAAGGAGGAUAUGAUGUGAGACGAAUGGAUGGAACAGUAGCAACUAUUAUUGUAGAUCACAUUCAAUCACUGUUGAAAAUGUUUGUGCGCGGUUAACUUGUUAUUUGUAUAAUUUUGCUUGUAUUUGUUAAAUUUGGAGUACUUUAGUAAAUAAAGAAUAUAUAAUAACAAUAA
Caenorhabditis elegans is the source of this 990-nucleotide messenger RNA. The record is from the annotation of a RefSeq genome assembly. Lineage: Eukaryota; Metazoa; Nematoda; Chromadorea; Rhabditida; Rhabditidae.